AUGACCCAAGGCAGGCCCGAGAUCGAUCAGUACUGGCACAAAGGUGGAAUCUGCGGCCUUGUGUGUAGAGCUGCUCUUCGCACUCUUCAGUUUGUCCUAGCCGUGACAAUUGCCGGAAUCUACGGUGUUGAUCUGGCCCACGCAACCAAAACCAACAAACACGCCAACGCGGAAUGGAUCUACGCUGAAUUCGUCGCUGCCCUCUCUGCAAUAACAUGCAUCGUACACUGCUUUGUGACAGUGACCAGGGUCGGGUGGUCAGCUUGGGACGGAGUCUUGUUUGUACUGUGGCUGGCUCAAGUCGGUGUCUUUGGGUCAGCAUACGCAUCCAACGUUCAAAACGAAAACAAAGAUGCAACACUUUCAAUCCAGCGCAUGCGUGUCGCGGUAUGGCUUGACUUGAUCAGCAUGUUGCUCUGGUUUGCGACUACCGUACUUGGCAUUGCCUGGUGUAUCAGAACACGCAAAGUUACUAGAAAAACCGAUGAACUUGACACUAUCCAAGAGGAGCUCGGGUCACUGCGUGAGGAGCAAAAUGGCAGUAUCGGCGAGGGAAAGGGCUUGCUGAUCCCUGAAAAGACCAGCUUGGAGGAACACACCCUUUUGGAAUGUGCGAAGAGCACUGAUGAUAUCGAAGCUCAGUCAGACAAAAUGAAGGGGGUUGCAGAAGGGGAUAGUAAACAUACUGCCAAAGGCUGA
Molecule: messenger RNA, 699 nt
Organism: Penicillium robsamsonii
Lineage: Eukaryota; Fungi; Ascomycota; Eurotiomycetes; Eurotiales; Aspergillaceae
Product: MARVEL domain-containing protein
Exons: 1
Coding region: 1-699 (232 amino acids)
Cellular component (GO): membrane
Source: RefSeq, a predicted model, not a curated record